AUGGCGUCUAUAUCGCACGUUGUCUAUACUCUUUUAUUGAUGUGGCUUGUUGGCCUCAAUUUCACUACAGCUUCACCAACGAACGUGGCUCGACCUGAGACUUCAGAUAACACCUAUGCUCCUGCUGACUCUUCCGGAAAUGAUUUCAUUGUCGAUUACCCGCAGAGUAUAGAGCCUGGUGAUAGACGGAAGCCAAUCUAUGCAAUUGCCCACAGGGUUCUUACCGUCAAGGGAGUUAGCCAUGCUAUAUCCCACGGCGCCAACGCCAUUGAAAUUGACAUGGUCGCAUGGAGAAAAGGAUGGUGGGCGGACCAUGAUGGUACCCCAACGAGUUACGGCGAUACAGCAAAAGAGAUGUUUAUGGAGAUUGGCCGGCAGCGAGACGCCAGAAAGACAAUCAAUUUUGUUUGGCUGGAUAUCAAGAAUCCAGACUACUGCCCACCUAACGACAAAUGGCGCCACUGCUCUGUGGAACUACUGCGUGACUUAGUCCGGCAGAUUCUAGAGCCCAAGGGCGUCCGCGUACUUUAUGGGUUCUACAGCGCUAAUUCCCGUGCAUAUGACCUUAUCAGUCAAUCGCUGAAUACAAACGAGGCUAUCAACUUGAACGGCAGAGUGAGAAAAGUCUUGGACGAAUUCGAAAAGCAUGGGCCUCCCCAGGUUGCGAAGAGAGUUAUGUCGUACGGGUACUUCAACCUUCCAUUCCAAUUUGGCAAUUGCCAGGAAGAUCGAUACUAUACCUGUACGGAGCUGCGUCAAUUAACUCAAAGCAAAGGAUCUGGAGCUGUCUUUGGCUGGACUUCGGCAAUGGGUGAAGAUCAGUAUGUUGACAAGCUCCUGGGUACUGCUGGAGUUGAUGGCCUCAUUUAUGGCUUCAAGAUGACCCACUAUUAUGAUCAUAGCCGUACUCGUGCUGCUGCGCAAGAUCUUAUCAGAUGGGUUAGGGACCACCCUGACACCCACCGUAUGGGUACUCAGGAUGACAAUCCCUGGUGA
Molecule: messenger RNA, 996 nt
Organism: Aspergillus alliaceus
Lineage: Eukaryota; Fungi; Ascomycota; Eurotiomycetes; Eurotiales; Aspergillaceae
Exons: 2
Coding region: 1-996 (331 amino acids)
Biological process (GO): lipid catabolic process
Molecular function (GO): glycerophospholipase activity; phosphoric diester hydrolase activity
Source: RefSeq, a predicted model, not a curated record